CAGUAAGCGUUAUAUGAUGUUUAGAUGUGGAUUUGAUCUGCACACCAGGCAAUCUGUAGGCCAGCCAGGUGUAGGUGUCAAGGUUUAGUUGUCUCUGAUGUGACAGUGGAUAGAGGGACAGAACGACAGCUCCAGGCUGGCAGGUAGGUACCGGUGAUAAAGACAAGGCAGGUUUCAGGCAGAGACCUCUGGAGGAGUGGUCCCAGAGUUCAGAAAAAUAAGGGUUAAGAGUCUAACGUUAAAGCUCCAGAUGAAGGACAUUAAGCGGUCUAUGAGAGUGAGGAACCCCAUGGUCCGAGAAUGUAUGGGAGAGCUGCUCGGAACCUUCGUUCUUAUGCUGUUUGGCUGCGGUGGAGCCGCCCAGGUGAAGACCAGUAGAGAAACUAAAGGAGAGUAUCUGUCAGCCAACUUGUCUUUCUCUGUAGGGGUCAUGUCUGCCAUGUACAUCUGCAUGGGAAUCUCAGGAGCCCAUCUGAACCCAGCUGUAACUUUGAGUUUCUGUUCAUUGGGCAGGGUUCCCUGGGUGAAGCUAGUGCCAUACUCUCUGUGUCAAGUGUUGGGAGCUUACCUGGCCUCUGGCCUGGUCUUCCUGGUCUACUAUGAUGCUAUCAUGGAGUACAGUGGGGGAACUCUCACUGUGUAUGGGCCAAACGAGACAGCCUCUAUCUUUGCCACAUAUCCCAUAGAGAACCUCUCUCUCAGCAGCAGCUUCCUGGACCAGGUGGUGGGCACUGCUAUGUUAUUGCUCUGCAUUCUUCCAUUGGAUGACAAAAAGAACAGGCCGGCCCCCAGCGCCCUGAUCCCGCCCAUAGUUGCCGCAGUAGUCCUAGGAAUCGGCAUGUCAAUGUCGUCCAAUUGUGGUGGAGCAAUAAACCCUGCUCGUGAUUUGGGGCCACGCCUUUUCACACUGACCGCUGGCUGGGGCACAGAAGUGUUCACGUGUUAUAACUACUGGUUCUGGGUGCCCCUGACGGCUCCUCUGUUAGGAGGGGUGGUUGGAGCUGGUAUGUACAUGGUCCUCAUCGCAUGGCACCUGCCAGACCUUCCUACUGACCUCCAAAUUGACCCUCCUAGAGACCCCAUGGCCAUUGUUGAGAUGUGGAAUCUGCCCCCAGCAGCAGAGAAAGAAGGAUUUGAGGACUGGAAGCUGUCCCCAGCACCAGAGAAGAAAGAGCUGGAGUUUAAAACUGCUAUCUGCUAGAUUCAAGGCUUGAGUGAGAAUAUUUCUCUAACAGGACCUUUAAUCAGUAGGACAGGCAGCUAUAAAAGAAGUAAUAACCUGUGCUAUUAUUUAAGGUUCAUAAUGUUCAUAACAGUCUUACACUUAUGCCAAUAAAUAAUCAGUACUGUUU
Messenger RNA from Esox lucius (northern pike), 1352 nucleotides. It is a transcript of the gene aqp10a, whose product is annotated as aquaporin 10a. The record is from RefSeq and is a predicted model, not a curated record. The transcript is spliced from 6 exons. Gene Ontology annotation, cellular component: plasma membrane; basolateral plasma membrane. Lineage: Eukaryota; Metazoa; Chordata; Actinopteri; Esociformes; Esocidae. Gene Ontology annotation, molecular function: urea transmembrane transporter activity; water channel activity; glycerol channel activity. The coding region runs from base 251 to 1201 and encodes 316 amino acids. Gene Ontology annotation, biological process: water transport; glycerol transmembrane transport.